Rotaria sordida is the source of this 411-nucleotide messenger RNA. Lineage: Eukaryota; Metazoa; Rotifera; Eurotatoria; Philodinida; Philodinidae. The record is from the annotation of a GenBank genome assembly.
AUGUCUUCUCAUUUUAUGAAAACAAUUAUUGGAAAUGAAUUUGAUAAAGUUAUAAAAGAGUUAGGCGUUGGUGAUAUUGUCAAAGAAGAAAAGAAAGAUAUUGGCAUUUCUAGUAAAGAUCUGCUUGCUGAUCAAAAGAGACAAGCAGUUAAAGAAAAAGAACGGAAAGAAAGACAAGAUAGAAGGAAAAAAGAACAUGAAGAAGCAAGACAGAAACUUCGUGAUAAAUAUGAUAUCAAGAAUAACAACGAGUUUUUCAUUCCAGCUCACAGUAAAACGAUGAUAACAUUGAAUGAAAAUCAAGCAAGACACGUAUAUCAAGCAUUCAGUGUAGAAAAUCAAGGUCUCAAUUCAGGGAAAACGACGACAAAUGCAUUUCAAACUUUGAAGAAAAAAUGCAGAUGGAAAUAA